Messenger RNA from Trametes versicolor FP-101664 SS1, 1810 nucleotides. Its product is annotated as FAD/NAD-P-binding domain-containing protein. The transcript is spliced from 11 exons. Lineage: Eukaryota; Fungi; Basidiomycota; Agaricomycetes; Polyporales; Polyporaceae. Gene Ontology annotation, molecular function: monooxygenase activity; FAD binding. Bases 47 to 1516 code for a protein of 489 amino acids. The record is from RefSeq and is a predicted model, not a curated record. Gene Ontology annotation, biological process: secondary metabolite biosynthetic process.
AGGUUGACAUCUGCCACUGCUGUACAUCCCGCCGCCGAUUCCGAGCAUGAGCACCGAAUCUUCAAGAUCGAACCCGCCGCUGCAGACGGUCCUCCCGAUCAACUUCAUCAUUAUUGGAGGAGGCUUGGCCGGUCUAGCAUGUGCGAUAGCUCUCAAACGAGUGGGCCACCAUGCGGUGGUCCUGGAGCGAGGGACGAGGACGAGCGUGGCUUCGGACACUGGCAUUCGUAUGCCUCCAAACUGCACGAAGGUACUAUUCCACUGGGGUCUGCGGGCCAAACUUCUGGAGAAGUCGUUGGUCACCCACACGUUGCUGUUUACGAGAUAUGAGACUGGCGAAUAUCUUGGAUCCCAUGUAUGGGACCAGGGCAUUAUGAAAGAGACACGCGGACUGUACUUGCUCACCACGCAUGCAGCCGUAUACGAAGUACUAUAUGACGCUGCGAUCGCAGCAGGAAUCGAAGUGCGCUUCGCCGCAGAAGUCACAGAGAUCAGCCGUACCAGCCCAGCUGUGACGCUGUCUACCGGCGAAACUCUGUCUGCGGAUGUAAUUGUGGGUGCAGACGGAGAGUUUGGUUUGGCGCGGAAAGUCGUCGCUGGCGACCGCGCAAAAGGCACACGUGUCGGGAAAGCGAUAUACGAUUCUCAGUUUCCUACUAGCGUUCUGGAGGAGUAUGGUGCGCACCUUUCCAAAGAGAACGGAAUAGUUAGCUCCAUGGGCGAUGAGCUCGCGAUCGUAGCAUAUCCCAUCCACGGUGGAAAGGACUACGCAUGUCAAUGGUACGGGCCGGACGAUGGUCCCGAUGGGCACUACGGCGACCCGGCCGUAUCGAACGUGAAUUCGCUAGCUGAGCCUGAACAUCAAACACUGCGCUGGGUGCUCCCCACCGUGAAGCCUGCCGUCCGCCUAUCCGUACGACAGCACGAAGACCUUGAUGAAUGGAUAUCGCACGAGCCGCGCUUAGUGCUCGUCGGCGAAGCCGCACACCCGUUCCCCCCAAGCACGAUACAAGCGAAUGCAAUGGCGAUAGAGGACGGCGCAGUCCUCGCGAAGCUAUUUUCGCACCUGCAGGAGAAACGACAGAUCGUGAACUUCCUGUACGCCUUCCAGGACGUCCGGCAGGCCCGCGUCAACCACGUCCGCGCGCAGGAGUACAGCGUGCUGUACAUGAUGAUCCUGGGGGGCGACGCCGCGGAGGUGCGCAACGCGGCGAUGAAGGCCAAGGCGGCCGAGGGGAAGAACGUGCUCGCGGGCGACGACUCGAACGCGACGAAGCAGUGGGAGGAGAUGUCCGUCAUCUUCGGGUACGACUGCGAGGACCAGGCGGACGACUGGUGGGUAAAGUGGGGCAUCCUGCGCGAGCGCGCGCUGAGCGUCGACGCGAAGACGCCGGGCCCGGGCGACCUCGACUUCUCCAAGAUCGUGCGCGUGCGCUCGACGACUGUCGACGCAUGCCCGUCGGCGGCCGCUGGCAAUGCUCAGACGCCGCCCCGCGCUGACGCCAACGCGGAGUGACGUGCGCUGCGACGCCACAACACAACCUAUCCCACGCCCGCCGUCAUCUAUCCUACCAUCUCUCCAUGCGCCCCUCUCUAUCUUACGACACCCUUGGUCAGAUGCUUGGCCAGCGUGUGAUCGUUUGCGGCGAGUAUCUCACAGACGUCGUCUACGGCCGGUCACGCGAGGCAGCAAGUAGGGGGAGCCGUCCUGGAUUAGUCGUCUAAUAGUGUUACACAAGUUACUCGAAAGUGUUAUCGUGUUAAUCGUCGUUAAACUGCAGUCUACAAUGCUAUGGAUAUCAUAAUCGCG